Lepus europaeus (European hare) is the source of this 6557-nucleotide messenger RNA. RefSeq names its product suppression of tumorigenicity 7 like (gene ST7L). The coding region runs from base 20 to 1690 and encodes 556 amino acids. Lineage: Eukaryota; Metazoa; Chordata; Mammalia; Lagomorpha; Leporidae. The record is from RefSeq and is a predicted model, not a curated record. The transcript is spliced from 14 exons.
CGCCCGCGGAAGCGGCAAGAUGGCGGACGGUUACGGCUUGUGUGAGGCCGGGGCUGCGGCGGCGACUGCUUCUGCUCCCGCUGCCGGCCUGAGCCCGCCGCUGGGCUGGAAGGAGCGGCUGCGGGCUGGGCUGGCGGGGACUGGGGCCUCGUUGUGGUUCGUGGCGGGGUUGGGGCUGCUUUACGCUCUGAGGGUCCCGCUGAGGCUGUGUGAGAACUUGGCAGCGGUGACAGUAUUUUUAAAUUCAUUGACACCCAAAUUCUAUGUGGCACUUACAGGGACAUCUUCUUUGAUAUCAGGAGUAAUAUUUAUAUUUGAAUGGUGGUACUUCCAUAAGCAUGGCACGUCUUUUAUUGAGCAAGUGUCUGUAAGCCAUUUGAGACCACUGAUGGGAGGAACAGAGAGCAGCAUUUCGGAGCCAGUUUCUCUUUCCAGCAACAGACAAAGUGAAGCCGGCAGACAGAAUUUGUCAGAAUGCAAGGUAUGGAGAAACCCUCUAAACCUUUUCAGAGGAGCAGAAUAUAGGAGAUACACAUGGGUGACUGGUAAAGAGCCGCUUACAUACUAUGACAUGAACUUAUCGGCUCAGGACCAUCAGACCCUUUUCACCUGUGACACAGACAUCCUACGUCCUUCAGACACAGUUAUGCAGAAGGCAUGGAGGGAAAGAAAUCCUCCAGCUCGAAUCAAAGCAGCCUAUCAAGCUUUAGAAUUAAACAAUGACUGUGCCACUGCGUAUGUUCUACUGGCUGAGGAAGAAGCAACAACCAUUGUAGAUGCUGAAAGAUUAUUUAAGCAGGCACUCAAAGCAGGAGAAACAAUUUAUAGGCGGUCACAGCAGUGCCAGCACCAAAGUCCUCAGCAUGAAGCUCAACUGAGGAGAGAUACCAAUGUACUGGUAUAUAUUAAAAGAAGAUUGGCAAUGUGUGCAAGAAAGUUAGGAAGAAUAAGAGAAGCAGUGAAAAUAAUGAGAGAUCUGAUGAAAGAAUUUCCUCUUCUUACCAUGUUGAACAUCCAUGAAAAUCUCUUAGAAUCACUUUUAGAAUUACAGGCUUAUGCAGAUGUUCAGGCAGUCCUAGCAAAGUAUGAUGAUAUAAGCCUUCCAAAAUCAGCAGCAAUCUGUUAUACAGCAGCACUGUUGAAGACGAGGACUGUUUCAGAUAAAUUCUCUCCAGAAACAGCCUCUAGAAGAGGGUUAAGCACAGCAGAAAUUAAUGCUGUGGAAGCAAUUCAUAGAGCUGUGGAAUUUAAUCCUCAUGUUCCAAAAUAUUUACUAGAGAUGAAAAGUUUGAUUUUGCCUCCAGAACACAUUCUGAAACGGGGUGAUAGUGAAGCAAUUGCCUAUGCUUUCUUUCAUCUUCAGCACUGGAAGCGAAUAGAAGGUGCUCUUAAUCUCUUGCAGUGCACAUGGGAAGGCACUUUUAGAAUGAUUCCAUACCCACUAGAGAAAGGACAUCUAUUUUACCCUUAUCCCAGCUGCACAGAGACUGCUGAUAGAGAGCUGUUACCUAACUUUCAUCAUGUUUCUGUUUACCCAAAGAAAGAACUUCCUUUUUUCAUCCAUUUCACAGCGGGAUUGUGUUCUUCUACAGCAAUGAUAGCCCUUCUCACACACCAGUUUCCUGAAAUCAUGGGUAUUUUUGCUAAAGCUGUAAGUAUGAUCUCAAGGACUUGUGUAGAGUAUUUGUAAAACCCACAAGAAACCACCUGUGAUCUGUUUGUGCUAACUCAGUUGAACAGUGGAAAAUAUUUGUUAUGGUAAAUUAUAAGAAUUGACUUGUAAAGUUGCUGUCAUAAAUAUGUCAAUCAUAAGUUUUUGGUGAUUUGAGCUAUAUACCUUUGUUGCUUAAAAGUUUAAAGAAUACAAUGCCAUAUAUUAUAAAGUUGGUCCUCAUAGAUCACUUUUGGUGAUAAAAAUGUUACUUAUUACUACCUAAGAAUGAUCCAAUUCUUUUUUAUUAAUGUAUUUGUUUUGAUAUUUAACAAAAAUUCCCUAUUUUGUAAACAAGCCUUUUGUUUUUGAUUUUUUUUCUAUUUAAAUGAAAUAAUUAGUUCUAAAGAGCUGUCGAACUUUAAAUUCAAGAGUGCAACUAAGAUAAAGAAUAAGUAGAUGAGAUGGGACAGGUGAUGAGAUAUUUGUCCUCGGUACAGAAUCUGCCUCCUAACUCAGUGUGGUUCUUCCUGUUAUUUUCUCUGCUUGGUUUUAGUAACCUUCCCCCCAAUCUUGGGUAUAGAAUCCUAUACAGAGCUUUACUCUCAUUUUUACCCAUUAUUGUGGGCUUGUUCCCCUUUUCCUGACCCAGGAAAUACUUGAGUACUAAGAAAGGGGGUAUUCCAUGACUAUUUCCUCUUCUAUAUAAAUUAGUUAAUGUCACUGACUCAAAGUAAAAUUACCAAAGAUAAUUCCCUUUAAGUCGCCAAGCCUUUUAGAAAAUAUAUCUUUCAUGUACACAUGUGCAUUUUUUACCAGGUCAUAAGAAUUAAAACCCGAAAAGAAAGUACUGUUUUAUUGUAUUCCCAAAUGUAAAAUCACCAGGAGCUGUAGAAAAACUAGCCUUUAUUUAGUAUUGUAUUUUCUGUAUUUUUCUCUAUAUGCCUCCAUUCUAACUCCCUGUUUUCUCACCAUUUCUUUUCCUGUCUUAAAAAUAGUUUAUUUUGUGCCUUACAGAUUAGCUGGCUUUCUUCCGGCACCAGUGGUAGCCAGUCCUGGUUUCCCUUUUUCCCUAAAGGUCAGCUGUGUAAUGUGUUAAGUUGCCACUGGCUGUAGGCCUAGGAGUCUGAGUCUGCACUGGAUUCUGAGUUAAGCUUCAAGAAGAAUGACUUUUCACUGUUCAGGGAGUAUAGAUAUUUGGGUUGGAAACUGACUGUUCUAUUUCCUUUAACUGUAAAAAAGAAGCUUAGUGAUUGAUUCUACCAUAACUCUGUUGUUUGCAAUGGUGUUGAUUAGGGAGUGAGUGCAUCUCAAAGUGAAUUGACCUUACUGUGUAAUCCGGCAUGGAAAAGCAAAAUGGACUAGAAAGGGAAUCCCAUCCAUUAAUAGCUGUGAAAAAUAUGUGCCAUUGUUAAUUUGAGAUCACAGGCAGCAAUGGGAGAGAUGGUUCUUGUGUUUCUCUCAGGGCACUGAGGUGAGAAGGAAGUAAAAUAGAGCAAGGUACUGGCUAAAAUUAAUGUGGGAUGUGCUCACCGUAUGCUCUGUCCAUCGACAUUAGUGUAGAGUGUCUGCCUGAACCUAAGAGGUCACUAAUAGUAACAGAAGAGCCUUUAGAAUUACAUAGCAGAACUUAUUCUUUAGCACUCCUCUAGCAGAGUCUGAGAAUGAAUUAUUAUCUAUUUUAAAGCUGAAGCUUCUUUUUUAGACCAAAAGUUAUUGAUAAACUCUGAUUGCAGUUGAAUAAUAAAUAAGCAUUUUUUUCACUGUCUUUUGGUAUUCGUAUAAUUGAUGAUUAUAUUGUUAAAAUGUGCCUGACGGUGAACUUUUUUAAAAAAACAGUCUUCUAUUUAAUUUAAAUGUAUAUUAAUUUUUUUAGAAAAUAUUUAUUUCUUUGUUUCAAAGGCAGAGCAAAGGAGAGAGAGAGAGAGAGAGACAGAGAUCUUUCAUCCACUGAUUAACUCUCCAAAUGCCUGUAAAAACUGGGGGUGGGUCAGGCCAAAGCCAAGAGCCUGGAACUCCAUCCAGGCCUCCCACUUGGCUGUCAUUCUGCUGCCUUCCAGUUGGAUUAGCAGGAAACUGGACUGGAAGAGCAGAGUAGCUGGGACUCAAACCAUACCCUCUAAUGGCUUAACAUACUGCACCGUGACAGUGAACUUUUAUAACCACCUUCUAUCCCUGUGGGGUUUACAUGUUCAUUUUAAAUUUCCAAUCAUCUGGUGGGUGUUUGGCAUAACAGAUGAGCUGCCCAUUUGUUGUGAUGCUCUCAUCCCAUAUCCGUGUGUCUAGGUUCAAGUCCCAUCUCUGACUUUUUUUUUUUUUAUCCGAAUAACAGAGUUACAGAGAGAGAGCGAGACAGACAGACAGAGGGAGGAGGGGAGUGAGGCAGGCAGGCAGGCAGGGAGGGAGAAAUCUUCCAUCUGCUGGCUCAUUCCCCAUAUGGAUGUAAUGGUCAGAGCUGGACCAGACUGAAGCCAGGAGCCAGGAGCUGCUUCUGGGUCUCCCACAUGGGUGCAGGGGCCCAAGCACUUGGGGCAUCCUCUGCUGCUUUCCCAGGCACGUCAGCAGGGAGCUGGGCCAGAAGGGAAGCAGCUGAGAAUUGAACUAGAACCCAGUUGGGAUGCCGUGCUGCGGUUGGCAGCCUGACUCAUCACAGCGCCAGCCCCCAGCUCUGACUCUUAAUUACAGCUACUUGCUAGUGCAGACCCUGGGAAGCAUCAGGUGAUGGCUCAAGUGGUUGAGUUUCUGCUUCCCGUGUGGGAGAGCUGGAUUGAGUCCCUGGAUCCCAGCUUCAGCCUGGCGCAGCCCUGGCUGUUGUGGGCAUUUGGGGAGAAAACUAGUAGAUGGGAGCUCUCUGUCUCUGUGUCUCAAAAAUUUAAAAAACUCCUAGUAACUAUUUGCUGAAACUACCUGCAAACCAAUAUUUGCUGUGCAGAAGUUCCAAAGGCAGGUCCCAUUUAAGAGAGAACAGAAAAUGAUAACAGUAUAGGCAGUCUCCCAUUAUAAAUACAAUAUAUAAAUGCCUUGACAGACCAAGGAACUAGAGGCUCAAAUCCUGUUGCUUCACCACUUGGUAAAGUGUGGUAUUUGUGUUUAGGAGCAUCACCAUCACCCAAGAACUUGUCAAAAAUUCAGGCUCUCAGGCCCCAGUCGAGACCACCUGAAUCGGGAUCUGCAUUUUUACAAGGUUUGCAGGUGAUCUUACAUGUGCAUUUAAAGCUUGAGAAGCCCUGUACUCUCCCCCCAAAUAUGAAGAACUUAAAACACCUAGGUAGUGCCACUCCAUCAAUGUGGAAAAGGGCCAGCAUUGUAGAGUGGUUAUGAGCUUAGACUCUGGAGCCAGACUGCUUUGCUCUGAAUUCCAGCCCUGGCACUUACAGGCUGUGCAACCUCAGGUAAGUUACCUACCCUUUUCUACCUUUAAUUGUAAAGUGAGAACAAUAAUACCAUAUAGGUAUUGGUGAGGAUUAGAUGAACUUAAAAUAUAUCAAAUGUCUAGAACCAUGUCUACUUACAAUAAAAACUAGGUGAGUGUUAAGUGUUAUUGCUGCCACUACUGUCUUCAUUGUCUCCGAAGUGCAGCUAUUUUGGUAAACCCUACCCCCUUCACAUGUGGAGGAGAUAUGUCCUAACAGUGAGCUCAAAAUGCAUUUUCCCACAGAAACUGUAUCAUAAAUGCUGGUUGGGUGUCAUUUAAAUAGCUAUAAUGUAUCUCUGGUACAUCAUGUGGAUGCGAACUAUAGAAGUGGAGAAAUGUUUCAUGUUACAGGCAUUGGCAGACUGCCUUGUGGAAGGGAACUUUUGGGUAAAUUGCAAAUUGCCGAUGUUAGGAUUUGCAAUUAAAUUAGGUAUUUGAUGGCCAAAUAAAGUAGAAAUUUUGAUGAAGAAUCUUUGAAAUAACUAUGUUCUUCUAUUUAGUAAGGCAAAGCAAUUAAAAAAAUUGCCCAGAUUUCUUCAGUUACUAUUGUCUCUUCUGCAUUUAAUUAUCUUUUUAUAUUAGUUUAUAUGCUAAAAAAUUCAAUUUGAAUUUCUUAAAAUGUAUUUGUUAUAAAAAUUGCCUUUUUAUGAAGCCAGACACUAGGGCUUAAUGAUUUUUAAUAAUUCUCACUGUAUCUCAGAUUUAAGUAAAAGGAAGGGAAUGAAGUGGAAUGGCUGGUGGCUUCAUUUUGUUUGUUUGUUUCUGCUUAGCAUACAGCUGUGUGGAAUAAGACUUCAUUUUCAGCAAGCUAGGAUUUUUUUUCCCCUGAUUUUUCUCCUGACUGAGAUGAAAACCUAGUUUGACAUUAGACAUAGAGCAAUGAAAAAAAGUUGCAUAAAUCUCUGGAGAUGUGGAAUGUGCUGAUAUCACAGCUGAUAUUCUCCAAGGCCAGAAUUCCUGAAAAAGGAAAAAUUGCUUUUAAGUUGUAGGUCAUUUUCUCACCUGCUUUGAAGCUUGCUGGGUUAAAUAUGAGAGUUCACAGUAAGGGUAGCCAGCAAACCAACUGAACUGGAAUCUGAUUCUGCUUAUCUGAAAGGAGCUUCUUUAUUUAAGAGCAGCACUGCCUUCUCCUUAGAGAACCAACCUUCAUCUCUUCUGGCCCCUUUAUUUCUGUCUUGCAAGAAAAGCUUUCUUCUUAGUAAAGCUUGGGAGCAUGUUAUCACAACAAGAAAAAAUUUACAGAUGGUCUUUGGGGAUUUCACUAACUUAUGGAUGGAUUCAGUCUUGUGGCAUGUGACUUUAGUGCUUCCACUUCAGAAGUGUGUUUGAAUAUAAAACUCCCUAGUUGGGUUUUAAUAAAUAGAGUAGUCUUUAUCAUGCUGGCAGAAAAAGAUGUUACGGGUAAAGAGAAGAAUCAAAAAGAUUCCUGAUCGCUUCUCGGCCUUUUGGAUAAGAUCAAUUGUAAAAAGAUUUCCGAAUAAAUUGUUUUAC